Molecule: messenger RNA, 2281 nt
Organism: Nicotiana tabacum (common tobacco)
Lineage: Eukaryota; Viridiplantae; Streptophyta; Magnoliopsida; Solanales; Solanaceae
Source: RefSeq, a predicted model, not a curated record
UAUGCCGGUUUCACCUCCAUCUCCUGUAAUAUGGUGAUUGUCCAGAUACCCAAAUAGCAUAUAUAGUGCGGCUUCACGGGAGUACAAUUUAGCUCAUUAUCAUGAUCGAGUCUCUCAGUUUAUUUUGCAUUUUCAUCAUUCGGCAUGCUGGAAAAGUCGUUCCUUUUAAUAUAUACGUGUCCCUUAAAUUCAAAGAAUGGAGGGUACGAUACGGUCUGAUUUAAUUUUGCUCUGAAAUAUUUUGGUGAAGAGAACUGAAACUGAAUGGAAAAAGAAACACAUAAGGAUAAAAGAUGGUUCUGGCGAGGGGUGGUCAUUUUUUCUUUUGUGGCUUUCGUUCUUGCUGCAGUUUUAUUCAGUUUCCGCAAAUAUUUUCAUCCUUCUGAUUCUUCAAAGGCUGUUACCCACCAAGUUGUUGAUAAAUAUGCAAAUGCUCUUAGCAUUGCUAUGCAAUUCUUCGACAUUCAGAAGUCUGGAAAAUUGGUGAAUAAUAAGAUUGCUUGGAGAGGAGAUUCAGCUAUGGGAGAUGGAAGCGAAGUGAAUUUGGAUUUAACUAAAGGAAUGUAUGAUGCUGGAGACCAUGUGAAGUUUGGAUUUCCAAUGGCAUUCACUGCAACUGUUUUAUCAUGGUCCAUUUUGGAGUAUGGCAACAACAUGAAGUUGGUGAAUGAGCUGGAAAAUGCCCAAGAAUCCCUCAAGUGGAUCACUGAUUUCCUUAUUAAUGCACAUCCUUCUGAUAAUGUCCUCUAUAUUCAGGUGGGUGACCCAAAGCUGGAUCACACGUGCUGGGAAAGGCCUGAGGUCAUGACAGGGAAAAGGCCUCUCACACAAGUGAACGCGACGUAUCCAGGGACAGAUGUUGCAGCAGAAACUGCCGCAGCAAUGGCAGCUGCAUCUUUGGUGUUCAAGUCAAUUGACUCUGUCUACUCAGAGAAUCUUCUUAAGCAUGCCCAACAGUUAUUCAAGUUUGCUGAUACUUAUAGAGGUUUGUACAGUAUCAGCAUACCUGAAGUGCAGGAAUUUUAUAAUUCUACUGCAUUUGGGGAUGAACUCUUGUGGGCAGCUUCCUGGCUUUAUCAUGCUACCGGAGACAAAUCUUACCUUAGCUAUGUAGCUACAAAUGGCGACACGUUUGCUAAUUGGGGAAAUCCAUGUUGGUUUUCUUGGGAAAAUAAGUUGGCUGGAGUUCAGGUCCUAUUAUCAAGGGUCAAUUUAUUUGGUUCAAAGGAAGAUAUUUCAACUGAGGAAAGUCUUUCACUCCAGUUGUACAGACAGACUGCUGAGACCUUUUUGUGUGGACUUCUACCUGAAUCCCCAACGGCAACAUCUCAAAGAACACCAGAUGGCCUCGUAUGGGUUAACCAGUGGAAUCCAUUGCAGUAUUCUGUGGCCUCUUCAUUUUUGGCAGUUGUUUACAGUGAUUACAUGCUUAGCUCCCAAACACCAAAUUUAUAUUGCAUCGGGGAGCUAUAUGAACCAACAGAAUUGCGCAACUUUGCAGUUUUACAGGCAUGUAUUUGCUUAUUUCAAAGUUCAAUUUUCGUGAUAUUAAAUGGCACGGCCAGUUGAACAUGUCAUUGUUUCAGAUGCAUUAUAUGUCAAGUACAUUAAACAUCUGUCUUUAUUUGUUUCCAGUUGGACUAUAUAUUGGGAAACAAUCCGAUGGAAAUGAGCUACCUUGUUGGUUAUGGAAGUAGAUAUCCUCAGCAAGUUCACCACAGGGGUGCUUCAAUUCCAGUAGAUGUUAAUUCUAAUUGCAGUGAUGGCUUCAAAUGGCUGCAUACAAGAGAACCUAAUCCAAAUGUUGCAGUGGGAGCUCUUGUUGGAGGACCAUCCCUCAGUGAUACAUAUAUGGACUCUCGGAACAACAUUUCCCAAAGUGAAACCACCACUUACAACACUGCCCUUAUUGUUGGACUCAUCUCAGGCCUGAUCACCUCUUCAUCACUAGUAGAGUCUUUUGUGAGAAACUGAAACAUAAACUCCAGACACUGUGUUUUCCUUGUUAGGUCAGUGAAAACCGCACAUGGUUCACCAUACAAGUAAUAACGCUAUAACUUAAGCGCAAACACAACUGCCGCCAGCUCCAAACGCCCUGCCUUAACCUGUCCUUACUGUGAUUCUUCACCUAGUCUAUCCUCUAUUCAGGCAGAUAUGUCCCUAUGAACGACUACUGUGACAAAUGAAAGGAGUUGCCAAAAUGUAAAUUUGUAGUAAUAUUUUUCAACCAUAGAAUGACAGUCAGGUCCUUCCCCGGAUCCCCGCAUUGCGAAAGCUUAAU